AUUAUUCUUCUUCUCUAACAUGUUUCGUACAAGGGACGAAAAUAAGGUAAAAAAAAGAAAAGGAAAAUGAAGAGCUUUAAAGAUGACCAAUUGAAACAAUCCCAAUUCCAAUAAUUACAACCCUUGCGGUCUGGAAGAAAGAAAGAAGAAAAUAGUAACAAACAAGUGGGAAAAACACUACUUUUGAUCCUAUUAAAGAACCCAAGAUACCAUAACUUUUGGGCAUUUACCAGACUAGACAUACAACACGAAGUAAAAUAAAAAUCAAGAAACACAAGAUACACCUCCAAUUCAAAUCACUAUUCAAGAAGAGCAAGAAAAAUAAAAGAGUACUGGUCGAGGGCAUUUAGUGCAGUGGGCGCUUGUUUGUCAGAGGGAAUGGAAAAUGGGGAAUAAGAUAAAAAGAGGAAGGACAAUUCGGGCAUUACGGUAAUUACACUUCUGUUUUAUGGAUUCUUGGCGCUUUACUACUGCUGAAGGAAAAAGCUUGUUUUUUUCAGAUGAAAUAGAUGUAUCUACUGAUUCAUUUGGGAGAAGUAGAAAAACAUUGACAGGAUGGGAUGGUGAAUCUGUUGAAAACAUGGAGUUUAUAGAUUUGGGCUUUUCUGAAAUGCACAAAAAGCAAUUUUAUGGAACCAGUAACACAGGAUUUGGGAUUCUCGGUAGUAGUGGUGAAGUUAAUUUUGAUGCUAGUAGUAACAAAAUAGAAUUAAGUUCUCCUAGUUGUAUGAUUGCUUCAAAUUCAUCUCUGGAAUCUGGGUCUAAUCAUUCAAAUUCCGUCAUGGAAGCUAACAGUCAUGAUUCAUCAUCUCUAAUUGAUUUGAAGCUAGGGAGACUCGGUGAUGGCAAAGAUGUAGAUAAUAGUAAGUUCUUGAAAGAAAGAUCAGUGGUAUCUUCUGUAACACCAACAUUUCAGGCAAAGAGAGCUAGAACAAUGAAUUCACGCACUCAGACUCCAUUCUGUCAGGUCUAUGGUUGUAACAAGGAUCUCAGCUCCUUGAAGGAUUACCAUAAGAGGCAUAAAGUUUGUGAAGUUCACUCAAAGACUCCUAAAGUUAUCGUUAAUGGUGUUGAGCAAAGAUUUUGUCAGCAGUGUAGCAGGUUUCAUUUGUUGGUUGAGUUCGAUGAUGGUAAGCGUAGUUGUCGUAAACGUCUAGCAGGCCACAAUGAACGUAGAAGGAAGCCUCAAUUUGGUGCUCUCUCUGGUAGGCCACACAAGUUACUGCAGGCAUAUCAAGCAGGAACCAAAUUUUUGGGGACUUCCUUGCCAAAGAGAGCAUCUUUUCUUUUCCCAAAUAUGCGACCUGGUGGUAUUCUUUACCCAGAGAUAUAUGAACAGGCCAACUGCUGUAGACCUGUUAAAUUGGAGGAGAAAUCGUGUUAUGGUACAAACAGCCAGUUACUUCAGAAAUCCUUUCUCCAUCUACAUGGCAAUGGGAUCCAAAACACUUCUGGAAUCUCUCCACCAGCAAGUGAAGACUUCACUGUUUUUAGUGCAUCAUCAAAUAUUCAUGAGUUGGCUGGGGUGUCGCAUUCCAGUUGUGCUCUCUCUCUUCUGUCAGCCGAAUCACAGGACUUGAGCCAUUCAGCAGGAAUUAUAAUGGCUAGGCCCUUGAUCAGUCAAGUCGGUCGGUCCCAUCACAUUCUGGGUUUUUCUGACAAAUCUUCCUUGGGAUCUUCAGAGAAGUAUGUUGGAGAUAUCUUCCAAUCAUCUGGAAUGAGUUCCCUUAAAACUAAUCAUAUGGGGCCCUUGAUGGGCUCUUGUGCUGGUCAUGCUACUGACGGCCAAAUUGAAUCAGAUGAGUAUCUUCAAAAUCAAGGGCCAGACUUUGUGAGUGACAAGUUUUGCAUUUCUGCUGAAAAUGGAACUACGGUGGAUUUGCUUCAACUGUCAUCACAUCUUCAUAGGGUGGAACAACAGAGAAACUCCAUGCAAGUGAAGCAUGAAUUAGAGGAGUGUUCAAGUUUCCUUGCCACCUAUGGGGCAUAAAAGGAGCAAGGCUCUGAGGGAGUAAAUUGAAGUUGACCUGCAUCAGAAAUGUAAACUAACUUCGUUGCUGCAAUAGACAGAGUGCUGGUAGACUUCAGAUAAGGAGAAACUUAAGAUACAGAGUUUCUAGAACAUUCCUUUACUGCUUGGUAUAUAUAACAGAAAUUAAUUAGGAAUUUUUGAAACACCCUAGUACGGUCGUGUGUGUUUGAUACUAUUUUCUAGCUUUAGAUAACACUACUCUGCCCCAACUGGUUUUAAGGAUUUCAAUUACUGAAUUACACAACUCAGCGAAUCAUCAGAAGAGAACUUUUAAUUUUAUCCUUUUAUCUAUAGCAGAUCCUGUCUUGCAUCCCACUUUCUGAAGGGGCACACGUUUUGAAGGGAUGGGAACCAAGAGGCAAAAAUGGCAAGGCCACCUAAAUUUCUUUUAUCUCUAGCUUGUUUGUCACCAAUUUGAUAUUGAUUUCUUUAUAGGCAUGUCAAUAUUUUAUUUGAUAGAGCUAAUGCUUGAUCAACUAAA
Messenger RNA from Ricinus communis (castor bean), 2513 nucleotides. RefSeq names its product squamosa promoter-binding-like protein 6. Gene Ontology annotation, molecular function: DNA binding. The coding region runs from base 449 to 1990 and encodes 513 amino acids. The transcript has 5 exons. NCBI's taxonomy places the organism in Eukaryota, Viridiplantae, Streptophyta, Magnoliopsida, Malpighiales, Euphorbiaceae. Gene Ontology annotation, cellular component: nucleus. The record is from RefSeq and is a predicted model, not a curated record.